Thunnus maccoyii (southern bluefin tuna) is the source of this 686-nucleotide messenger RNA. It is a transcript of the gene mif, whose product is annotated as macrophage migration inhibitory factor. NCBI's taxonomy places the organism in Eukaryota, Metazoa, Chordata, Actinopteri, Scombriformes, Scombridae. Gene Ontology annotation, molecular function: cytokine activity; phenylpyruvate tautomerase activity. The transcript has 3 exons. Bases 126 to 473 code for a protein of 115 amino acids. The record is from RefSeq and is a predicted model, not a curated record.
UUUUGCCACGUGAUUCUCUGAAAGAGGUAAACGGGUCUUUGCUUCAUUCUUCCGCCUGCUGGACAGUUUUAUGCAGCGUUCACAGCUUUCCGAGGAGCAGAAAGAGAGCACUUCAAAGAAUAAUCAUGCCGAUGUUCGUGGUGAACACUAACGUGGCCAAAAGCGACGUACCGGCGGCUCUGCUGUCUGAGGCCACCGAGGAGCUCGCCAAAGCUAUGGGCAAACCUGCACAGUACAUUGCUGUGCAUAUCAACCCUGACCAAAUGAUGAUGUUUGGAGGAAAGGGAGACCCCUGCGCACUCUGCUCCCUCCACAGUAUUGGCAAGAUCAGCGGUGCUCACAACAAGCAAUACUCAAAACUACUGUGCGGGAUGCUCAACAAACACCUGGGCAUCUCUGCUGACAGGAUUUAUGUUAACUUCGUGGACAUGGAUGCAGCCAACGUGGCCUGGAACAACACUACAUUUGGCUGAGAUGGAGGUCAACACGCUGAAACCGAAGCUCAUUCCAGUAUUUUACGACAUGAAUGAACGUAGUUAAAACCGGCAGAAUGGAGAAGUAGAGACACUCGGUGAUCCGCUCUUAACAUACUGUACGACUCUCCUAAACGCACUUAUCUAGACCCUAAAGCUUUGCACUGAUCCUUUCUUGUUACAAUAAAGCAAAUCUUGUAGAAUGUAAAUGAA